CAGAAGGACAGAACGACCUAUCAACUUGAUGAACAAGCGUUCAUAUCACCAAGCCCCUCCCCGAGAACUUUGAUCUCUUGAGUAAGCCUCCUGCCAAGAACUUGACAUCGUUCAUCCAGCUUCACACCGCCCUCACCAUGCCAGCAGCUACAUCCCCCUCCCCGCCUCUAACCAGGACCGGCACCGGCACCGGCAUCACCAAACUGACCAACUGCCGUCUCAUCAUCGGCGACUCCCUCAUCCCAUCUGACCUCUUCAUCGAUUCCCUAACCGGCAAGAUCCUCGAACCCUCCAACACCACCACCCUCCUCCCAGACAUCACCCUCGAUCUCCAAAACCGCAUCGUGUCCCCCGGCCUCAUCGACUGCCAACUCAACGGCGCCUUCGGCUUCAACUUUUCCACCCUCACCUCCUCCACCGAAUACCUCAAAAACAUCCACUCUCUCAACAAGAAACUCAUCCGCACCGGCGUCACUUCCUAUCUCCCCACCCUGACCUCACAAACACCAGAGCUGUACCACUCUGCCCUUCCACACCUCGGUCCUCUCCCCAGUAUCUCCUCCAACCGCCACCACCGCAACCCCCAAAAUGGGUCUGAAUCCCUCGGCGCCCACGUCGAAGGCCCCUUCCUCUCUCCCCUCCAACACGGGAUCCACGACCCUUCCGUCCUACGCGCCGCCCACUCUUUCCAAGAUCUCGAACACGUCUACGGCUCUUCCAACCUUUCCUCCUCCUCCGGGUCCUCGGGAGGAGGAGCAAACAUCAAACUCAUCACCAUCGCUCCCGAACGCGGGUCCAUCGUGACCCUCAUUCCCGAGCUCGUCGCCCGCGGAAUCGUCGUCUCCAUAGGGCACACCGAGACUUCCCUCCCUAUAGCUUCCACGGCAGUCAAAGCGGGCGCAACGAUGAUCACCCACUUGUUCAACGCCAUGAAACCUCUGCAUCAUCGCGAACCGGGGGUGUUUGGUCUUUUGGGUUUGGCUGCACCUGUACCAGGAGAAGAAGAUAAGACUUGCAAAAGACCCUAUUACGGCGUAAUAGCGGACGGCAUCCACUUGCACCCCUUGUCCGUCUGUUUGGCGUAUAACUUGCACCCUAGGGGUUUCAUUCUGGUUACGGACGCGAUGCAUCUGGCGGGCAUGCCGGAUGGGAAGUACGAGUGGGUUAAUGGGGAGAAAACAGAGUGGAUUGAGAAGAGGGGGAGUAAGCUUUGUAUUGCUGAGCCACCGUCGUCGUCGUCGUCAUUGCCGCCGUCACCACCGUCGUCACCACCACAAUCGCUAUUGGCGGGAAAACAGAAUGGCCACCACGUCAAUGGCCAUGUCAAUGGCGGCCCGGGAAGAACUCAUGAUCGGGAGGUAACGACUCAAAAUGGCAAUGGGGUAGAAAAGAAAAAGCAAUGUGGAGGAGGAGGGGGAAUAGCAGGUAGCUCAGCCACCCUCCUAGAAUGCGUGAACAAUGUCUUGCAAUGGACAGGGAUGUCGGUGUCCAAGGCUUUGGCGAGUGUGACUAGCACGCCGGCCGAGAUGCUGGGAUUGAAGGGCAUCAAGGGGAGUUUGGCGCCGGGGGCGGAUGCGGAUUUGGUGGUUUUUGAGGAGGUGGAGGUUGAGGUUGAGGAUCUGCUGGAUGGAAGCAGGAAGAUAAGCAGAAAGCAGUUGGUUGUUGAUGAGGUUUGGAAGUUUGGGGAAAGAGUCUUUGUUAGGGAUCGGACUGCUUUGGUGAGUUCCAAAUCAUAAUGGGGAGGGAGUUGGGGCUUGAUAGAUGUUGAAUGAUUUCUUGGUAAUGCAGCUUUGUUUCCUUGCAAGGUAGGGGGAGAAAGUAUAAUGCUGAAUGUCUGUUGGCUUGCCAUUUGGCUAUAGCACGAUGAAUGGCAAUGAUGGUUCCCGUCCACGAAGGCAUGACUUGAAAAGAAAACACCACUCGCCCUCCAAUUAUAACUGGCCAUACAGAACUCGAAAAGAUAUAACUCAUUCCCCUCCCAUGUGUCGCUAAACUUGGUAAAACAACUCAGGAUAAUGCUGCGAAGUGUUUCGCUU
Neurospora hispaniola is the source of this 2036-nucleotide messenger RNA. RefSeq lists its product as uncharacterized. The transcript has a single exon. The record is from RefSeq and is a predicted model, not a curated record. Gene Ontology annotation, molecular function: N-acetylglucosamine-6-phosphate deacetylase activity. Bases 138 to 1736 code for a protein of 532 amino acids. Lineage: Eukaryota; Fungi; Ascomycota; Sordariomycetes; Sordariales; Sordariaceae. Gene Ontology annotation, biological process: N-acetylglucosamine catabolic process.